GAGGACCUUAUUACCUGUAUCAGACUAGGACCUUGUACCUGUAUCAGACUAGGACCUUGUCACCUGCACAUACCUGCCAAGACCUGAUGACCUGCAGUACCUCUAACCACCAGCAUUCUGUGACCAACUGACGCCAUCACUCGGACAUGGAAACCACAGCAGACGACCACACACCUGCCAGUCAAGGUCACGUGGGUGAGGAUGACACACAGCAUCAACCACAGGCCAGCGAAGCGAGCGGGCAGGUGGAGGUCCCAGACGGCGGACUGGACACGGCACACACUGCCACGGCUUUAGAUGACCCAGAUCCGGCCGCCACUCUGGGGAUCAGUAGGUCAACGGGAAUCUCCGUGAAGACAUCGAGGGCAGCCUUGGCCAGGACCCCGAGAAGUAUGCUCGCUGAGAACACAGACGUCCAUGACGUCACGGCUAACGACCAUGACGUCACGACAGACGACCAUGACGUCAUGUCACGAGAACCUACCCAGAAUGUACUCAUCACAGAGCUCCAGGACGACGAGCCUGUGCAGCGUGACGUGGCAGGUGACGUCACUGGUGACGAGGAUGACGUGCAGUAUGACGAUUACAACGGCAUUGAAGACAUCGAUGACAGCCUGAACAACAGCCAAGGUCACGAGAGUCACGGUCAGCUCAGACGGGUGGAGCUGUUGCUGGUGGAUGACCUUCGGGAUGAGGACUACGACACUGACCUUGACACUGGGGGAGACGAAGAAGAAGAUUUUGUCAUCUCCUACUACAAGACGGUCUGCGAGGAGCUGGGUCUCGUGCCUGUCAAAUAUUUUCUGCACAGGAUCAAAGAGCCGGUCAUCAGGAUGCGAUACAGGGGGUUGGGUACUGACGCCACUAAAGCUAUAGCGUUAGCCCUCAAGGAAAGUGUGACCUUGGAUCGCCUUGACCUUUGCGGGAACUGGAUCGGAGACGAGGGCGCCAAAUACAUGUCAAGGUUGCUGGAGGAGAACGAUUACAUCACAGACGUGACGCUGUCAGAAAACAAGAUAGGGAGUGAGGGAGGGGCAGACCUGGCUCACAUGCUCAGCUUUAAUGGAGGACUCAGGAGGCUCGACUUGUCAGGUAACGAGUUUGACGACAAAUGUGCAGAGAACUUUGCCCAGGCCAUUGAGAACAACAAAUACCUGAGAGAGCUCAACCUCAGCCGUAAUAAGUUCUCAGACGUAGGGGCACAGCUGCUGGCUCAAGCCAUAGGCUCCAAUGAAAACCUGGAUAUUUUGGACCUCAGCUGGAAUCACUUUAGGGAAAGUGGAGGUGUCGCUAUAGCUAAAGGUCUAAAGGAAAACGUGCGCCUGAAAGUCUGCAACUUGUCCUGGAAUGGCCUGGGGCCAGCCGGUGGCCUGGAAGUGGCCGAAGCUCUGGCCGUGAACCAAACUCUGCUGGAAGUGGACAUCUCUGGCAACCGUCUGGGACAGGAAGUGGCCAUAAAGAUGGCCAAAGUCCUGACAACCAACGACACGCUGAGAAUUCUUAAGAUGGGCAACAACCUGAUUACGUCCUCGGGAGCUCUCGCCCUCGCCUCGGCCAUCAACAACACACAGAGCUGUGAGCUAGAGGAGCUAGACCUGACGGAUGUGCCUGUAGAGUACGAGUUUCUGCGGACUAUGGAGGACGUGAAGUAUCGCAGACCGGACUUCCGGGUGAAACACGGUCCCAUCAUGCGCUCCGGCAACACGGUACAAGACAUCUCGAGUCCGGCUAUAGACGUGGACCGGAUCAAGAAACAGCCGGUCGUGCUUUUGAAGGAGCAUAUCGUCAUCAACGACAUGCGACUCCUAGACAUCUUCAAGAGAUACGACACAGACGACUCCAUGAGCAUUUCACCUGAGGAUUUUAUAGCAGCACUCGAGGAACUGGCGGUGCCGUACGACAAGAAAAGAUUGGAAGAAUCCAUUAAAACUUUUACAACUAACUCUACGGGGAAAAUCUUUUUUGGAAAACCAAACGACAACACAAGAACAAGCACAGAAAGCCCGACGUAAAAUCUUA
This is a messenger RNA of Physella acuta, 2019 nucleotides long. Its product is annotated as leucine-rich repeat-containing protein 74B. The record is from RefSeq and is a predicted model, not a curated record. NCBI's taxonomy places the organism in Eukaryota, Metazoa, Mollusca, Gastropoda, Physidae. Gene Ontology annotation, molecular function: calcium ion binding; protein binding.